CUGAAAGUUAAACGUCUUCCUUAACUCAAAUUAUUGGAAAGCAACAAAACAAAGUAAGAGAGCGAGAAGCUUUAUCGCUUUAUUUAUCAGUUUCAAAUACUACAAUGAAACGCCUGCCUCGACGAUAUCCAUUUUAUAAGUGUCAUGGUGCUUCUCAGCUUUUUUUCAUUGGUAUUGAGAAAGAUUUAUUACUGUUAUCGCUAUAGCGUAGACACAUUGCUUUAUAUAGCCACUGUAGUUACAACUGCGAGCCUUAUGGUAUUGAAUGCUGCUCUAAGUUUUUUAAUAUUAUUGGAAGAAUUCGUCGUGUUUUGCUUGAUUUUACCUUGGAUUCCAACAAAGAAGUUGGGUGAUAUUGUAAACUUCAUCCGGAAGUGGGGAUUUCCUACAAGAAUACAUUUCCUCGUAUACAUUUCUCUUGGCGCCCUUUUCGUAAUCUUCUAUUUCAUUAGUCUAGAACUGCAUUACCUUCAGAUUAACGAGAAUCUGCGAGUCAGUUUUGACGAAUUUAGAAACUCUCUACUGACUGUCGUCAAACUCUUUAUCGUUAUUCAUAGGUUUUUCGACCAUUUGUGUACUGAAUCCUCACUAAGAAACACCUGCAAAGUGUUACGGAAACGACUUAAAGACGAAAAAGGCGAAGAUUUCGAUACUAUGGAAGCACUUGAAGCCAUAGAUGAUGACUUGGAAUUGGAAAAUCUGCGGUAUGAGCUGAAAAAGACGAAACUGGAGUUGGAUUGUUUACGUACAUCAUACUCCAAACUGCAGCAGCAAAUAGAAGGAGAAGCAUAAAUACAGAAAGAUUAUCACAAAAAGUAGCGAAUGUUGAAUUUUCUUUAAUUAUAAUCCAUCAUGUUAAUACAACACUCAAAGAAUCAUCAUUUCAAAAUAGGAACAUAAUUAAGUGUGAAAGAAUUUUUUCUUUCUUUCCCAUCUUUGCUUUUAUCAUUGUGGUAUGUGUCAUGCAUUUUUCUAACUUCAUUGUAACAUCUAUAAUAAUAAAAUGAAGAGUUUGUGUGUCUUC
Molecule: messenger RNA, 1024 nt
Organism: Parasteatoda tepidariorum (common house spider)
Lineage: Eukaryota; Metazoa; Arthropoda; Arachnida; Araneae; Theridiidae
Source: RefSeq, a predicted model, not a curated record